CUCCACGGCCGAAGUUCCUGCACGCAGCUUUGACAGUACUCUUACGGAAGCAAUUCUGUCACCAGACACGAAGUUGUUCCAUGUCUGACUGUUCCACAAUGGGUUUCUCGGCGCGUCCCCAGCGGGCGGUGCUGCUCGCCCUCUGCCUACUCUCCUUGUUUGCUGGAUCAAUGACGGCGCCCCUCGCCGGUCCCAAGUGCAAGAACCGGUUUCCCAAGUACCCCUUGUGCAAGUUCGUCAAUGACAUGGCUCUUGGGUUCAAGCCCACCGUCGUCGACGGUGCUAGCGGGAAGACUCUUACGAUCGCCGCCUUUCAGAUCUACCACAAAUUUCACCGCGACCUUCCCGAAACGAAGCAGUACGCUUACGGAGUGGACGAGAAGACGGCGUCGUACCCGGGGCCCAUCGUUGUAGCGAAAAAGGGGGUGCCUACUAAGGUGUACUGGCAGAACAAGCUGCUGGACAAGCAGCACAUGUUCACCGUGGACUACACGCUCAUGCCCAUGAUGGCCAAGCCCAAGCAGGGAGGCAUUCCCAUGGUCGUUCACAGGCACGGCGGCGAGCAGUCGAGCUUGUCCGACGGGCAUCCCGACGCGUGGAUCACUCAGUUUGGUGAAACGGGCCCCACCUUCAACUCGAACCUCUACCGCUACGGCAACAAGCAAAGCGCCUCACUCAUUUGGUACCACGACCACACGCUCGGAUGGACUCGCCUCAACACAGUCGCGGGUCUCGCCGGCGGGUGGAUCAUCGUGGAUCCCCAGGGCGAGGAGAAGAAUCUCCAAUUCCUGCCGCAGCCGGGCUCAGCUCGCUAUGUGCCACUCAUUCUUGCGGAUCGGUCUUUCUUCGCCAACGGGUCGAUCGACUACCCGAACGUGGGGAUCGUUCCGAACGUGCACCCGAACUGGAUUCCCGAGUACUUCGGUAACCACAUUCUCGUGAACGGCCUCGUGUGGCCGUUCCAGAAGGUUCGGCGCGCGCUGUACCGGUUCCGCGUGCUGGGCGGGGCGAACGCGCGCGUGUACAACCUCAAGUUCACGUGCGCGGGCCGCGGAGACUACCCCAACUUCUUCCCCCCGUUAAAGGGCCCCACCCUUGACAUCAUCCAGAUCGGUUCGGAUGGCGGGUACCUGGAAUCCCCCGUGCGCAUCUCGACGCUGCUGGUGCUGCCCGGCGAGCGCAUGGACAUCCUUGUCGACUUUAACACCGCGCCCUCCUACUGCAAGGACGUGAUUCUAACGAACGACGCGCGCGCCCCCUACCCCGCCGGCGAGCCCGCGGACGCGAACACGGGCGUGGUGAUGCGAUUCGUGAUAACCAAUAGGCAGAAGAUCCCUACGCCGUCCAUCCCCAGCACCCUCGUUAGCAUUCCCAAGGUGGACCUGGGCAGCGUGGUGAAGGUGCGGUACAACACGCUGGUGGAGAUCAUGGACGCCAAGACGCAGCUGCCCAUCCGCGUGACCAUCGACGGCAAGAUGCACCAUGACACCGCCACCGAGAUCGCCAAGGAGGGCUCGACGGAGCUGUGGAACAUCAUCAAUCUGAGCGCGGACGCGCACGCCAUGCACCUCCACCUCAUCCAGCACCGUGCUAUCUCGCGCCGCCCUUUCGACAUCGCCGGUUACCAGUCGGGCAAGUGCUCGUUCACGGACAAGACCAAGCCCAGCUGUUACACGGGGGCGGCUGUCGCUGUGGAUAUCAACGAGCGCGGGUGGAAGGACACAACCCUGUCGCUCCCGGGUCAGGUGCUUACGAUCUACACCCCGUUCUACCAGCAGUCUGGGGCGAAACAGUUCGAAUUUGAUCCAAGCCGCGGGCCGGGGUACGUGUGGCAUUGCCACAUGCUCGAGCACGAGGAGAACGACAUGAUGCGACCCCUCCUUAUUGUGAAGUGAGCCGGGGGUUCGGGUACCGUUUGGGUACGUAGUGCAUUGGUAUUCAUUAUUGCAUGAUGCCAACCAUCAGAUUUGCCAAGGAUGCCUUGGAUUUUGCUUCUCCUAGGUUGCUUAGUAGGUACUUCAUGAUGAGACUAGCCUUAGGUUCCAACAUAGGUGCAUUUGAAGGAGGUAGCUGCUGUAGGUUCCAGCAUAGCUUUAGGAUGAUGGCAUGGAAGUUGAUGCAAGGGUACUAAUCUAGGAUGAGGUGGUAGAAUUAGGAUGGCAAUAAAUUCUGUUGGUCACUAGCUGGCAUAUAUUUGUAUGUUACUAUAGGCUAGAUAGGUGUGUACUUUUAUAGUACAACCCCUUAGCAGAAAACCACCGUGUAUCUUGUAUU
This is a messenger RNA of Closterium sp. NIES-67, 2274 nucleotides long. NCBI's taxonomy places the organism in Eukaryota, Viridiplantae, Streptophyta, Zygnematophyceae, Desmidiales, Closteriaceae. The record is from the annotation of a GenBank genome assembly.